AUGGUCCUUAUGGCAUUGGCCACCAGUCAUCAGCAUCCCAUCAGCAAUCAGGGCGGCUCCAAUCCGCAAAAUAUAAAUUCACCAGACGACGAUGGAAAAUCUAAAAUAAACGAAAGCCGUAGCGAAUGCCAGAAAUUCCGAACCAGUCAAGGGAUUGUAGCCUUGAUGCUUGGGUCAAACGAGCAUCUUCGUGCCUCGUGCGAGGAUCAUGUUAGAGUGACUAACACCAUCGCUUCCUGUGUUUCUGCCAGCGUCAGUGAUUCCAGCACGGUGGAUAGCAUUUUAAAUGACGAAUCAGCGAAUAGAUAUGCUGCCGGUGCAGUGGAAACCGGCGAGAGUAAGGCUGAGGGCAAAACAGCCAGUAGACCGGCAUCUUCAUGCAGUAGCGGCAGCAGUUCUUCCUCGUCCGAUAUUCAACAGCACUUGCAGUCGAUGUUUUGCUUACUACGACCGGAGGAAACGCUCAAGAUGGCUGUAAAACUGGAAUCUUUACGGACGGGUCGGACGAGGUAUUUGGUCGUGGUAUCGCGCACGGUUACAAGCAAACGCCAUAACAACGGCACGUUAUACCUAACCGGGAACGGAAACACGAGCGGUACCUCGAAUGGUACCAUCUCACCAUGGCCAUUAUCAGCGACGCCGGUAACCAUCACCGCCUCCACCACGUCUCAACACGUUGGUCGAACCUGCUUGGCGCUAUCCGGUACGACGGUGACUAUGGCCCACAUGCGCCACGAUAGCUGCACCAGCGAGACAUUUGCCGGCAUCGAUACAUUUGUGUCCAGUUUGGACAACUGUGUCCUUAAUGUUGGUUCCAUCAGCGGCGGUCGAUUGCCCGACGGACACGUACCGUGUAGGAGUGAUCAAUGUGAUAGUAAAACUAAUAAUAGGUUAAUUAAUAGCACCGUAACCGCUGAGAUGGUACCAUCAAUCAGCAGUACCGACUGUGUCGGCGAACCUUCAACUACACCCGGUUCGGACGAACUGACGCACAGCGAUAAGGCAGACUGCUCACACGAAUCCGCAAGCGCCUUCAGUCAUGGAGAAUUGCAACAUCAACAGUACCAGAACCAGCAUUCGAACAGCAACAGUGCCAUCUCCGUGGAUGGAGGGAAAAAGAUUGAAGAAUCCUGUCUCCUCGGCAUUGAUUGCAACGAACGUACGACCGUAGGAUUGGUGCUGAAAGUACUUGCGGACACAUCCAUACGGUUAGAUGGUGAUGGAGGGUUUAGCGUCAGCUCCUGCGGCAAGCAGCACAUAUUUAAGCCGGUUUCGGUACAGGCAAUGUGGUCCGCACUGCAGACGCUGCACAAGGCAUCGUUCAAGGCACGGGAGCACAACUUUUUUGCCGGUGGACCAUCGCACGACUGGGUGUCGUAUUAUGAAGCGCACAUUGAUUCAGAUCGUUCCUGUCUAAACGAAUGGAAUGCUAUGGACUCGCUCGAAAGCCGACGGCCACCGUCACCGGGCUCCAUUCGUAGCAAACCAACCGAGCGGGAGGAAACGGAAAGUGUAAUACGUUCCAAGCUAAAGGAGGUGAUGAUGUCGGUGGAUCUGGACGACGUGACGUCGAAGUUUAUUCGCGGUCGGUUGGAAGAAUUACUGGAUAUGGAUCUUGGCGAGUACAAACCUUUUAUCGAUGCCGAAAUGCUCGUUAUCCUCGGUCAGAUGGAUGCACCGACGGAGAUUUUCGAUCACGUGUAUCUCGGUUCGGAGUGGAACGCAAGCAACCUGGAAGAGCUGCAACGCAACGGCGUCCAUCACAUACUGAACGUAACACGCGAAAUAGACAAUUUCUUUCCCGGGUUGUUUCAUUACUGCAACGUCCGUGUGUACGACGACGAGAAAACGGAUCUACUGCGACACUGGGACAACACAUUCAAGUUCAUCUCACGCGCCAAAAUGGAGGGAUCGAAGGUACUAGUGCACUGCAAAAUGGGUAUCAGUCGAUCGGCCUCGGUCGUGAUUGCGUACGCGAUGAAAGCAAACGGUUGGAACUUUGAGCACGCGUUGCGUCACGUUAAGGAGAAGCGCAGUUGCAUCAAACCGAACAAAAACUUUCUGAUGCAGCUUGAAACGUACCAGGGAAUGCUGGACGCGAUGAAGAACAAGGAGAAACUACAGCGCAGCAAGAGCGAAACGAACCUGAAGCUGGCCGGUGCAAAGGAGGGUCGUUCGUUACCGGGUAGUGAACCGACACCGCUGAUACAGGCACUCAACGGUGCUGGUGGAGUUCAAACCGGUAAAAAGCAACCCUCUAAUGGCGUCCUGCUAGCGUCUGCGGUAGGAAAGAUUAGCCACACUACGGAAGUCGUCGAUUCCGAUCUUUCUAGUGCCGGAGGUGUUGAGAAAGCAACAUUGGAAGGAAUUGGAAGGAUUGGAAGUGAUGAAGGAGACGCUGGUCUAGAUCGGGGACGGGCACGCACACGUCAUACGAAACAACUACUUGCUCAUCAGCAUAGCACGAAACAGCAGGAUCUACUGGAAGCCACCACACAACAAUCGCAACCAGAGCUGCUAAUGUUGACUCCUGAAAAUCCAUGCAUCCGCUCGAAGCACAGUAAAAUUAUGACAAAUCUCUUCCUUCCGGCGACAACGAACAAAACGUUCGCCCCUUGCGAAGGCAGAAUUUGUACGCGCGGUUCCGGUGCAUUAAAGCGCCACAAAAGUCUCUCACCCGACUCGUUAAGUUCUCGCUGGUCUGACAACUAUGAUUUUGAGGCAUCGUCCCUAGCGUACGCGGAAAAGUCAUUUCCAGCAACUGUCAGGGCGUCACGUACACGCACCAUGCUUGAACUGGUAGAUAAUCAAGCGGAAUCGUAUGUCGUGGCCGGUCCCGCCGGUUCUGGACGUCGGAAGCAGCAAAGCUACUCCCUGGAACAUCUGCACGGUGGUGCACUUGAAAUGCGCUCACCCUGCACAGAAACGAAAACGAUCCGUAUGCCAUGUGGCAAUGGACAGAACUACAGCGUCUCACCGAACCAGAUAGUGCACCUCCAGGACAAGCUGCCGGCGAACGAUGUACGCAAAACGGUUUCUUCCAGCCUGGCGACGACCGAUACGGCUUCUUCUUCGUCCGCGACAACAACGCGAACAGCAAGCUUCCUUCGGAAGCUGUUCCCUAACAGCAUCGGAACCAGUGAGCAGGGUUCCGGUGACACAGCCCAGCCACUUACUGCAACAGUGCCAUCCUCUAUACCGUCGUCUUCAUCCGCAUUGGGGUCUUCAUCCGCAUCCUCGGUGAAAACGAUCGUCAACGAACUAGAAUGUAACAGUAGCAGUAGCAAUAUACCGAUUGCACCACCCCCGCUGCUGACAGAUCCUGGUACAAUAUUGUCCACAGUUGUGCCGAUACCGAUUGCAUCCGUGGCGGCUGAAGCAGCGGCAGUGGCGGUUGCCUCUGCCAUUCGUGAAGCGACACGAAAGGAUGUACCCGAGCAGAAGGAAGUGAACGCACCUUCUACCGUGUCGUUUGACGCUGGAGGCGAUAAUUGUACGAACAAUCCCGAGCAGUGGGACCCCGGAGAGGCCGGCAAUAAAAGCGAACUUAUUUGUUGGACGUCUUCUACGCAAAUCAUUCAACAGUGCCCGGCGGGUGGAUUUACGGAUCCAAAUCCCAUCGACGGUGCGAGCAGUGUAGAGCAGCUGUGCGAAGUUGCAUCUGAAACGGAGGCUGGAAACUACUGCUGCCCCAGCAAGACACCGCGUGAGGGUGUAAUGCGCCAAUGUUCCUGGAGUAGUUGUGAUUCGAGCUGCACCGGAACGGAUGAAUCGCGAACAGGUUCAUCCUACAUCGGGAGUAUUAGCCAACGGCGUCUGACCACAGCGGGCCAACCCGGUCCAGCGGUAAACAGUGGUAGUGUAGCGUCAAUCGAAGAAAAGGAAGAUAUACCGUGGCAUCCCGGUACGGUGAAACGCACGAAGAAACGCAUCGAACAACGCAAUACGAAUGCGGUCGGUGGGCCGAUAAAAUGGAACGCACCUUUGCCAGCGCCAUCGUUAGCAACCACUCCGUUGAUGGUAGUCGAAAAAAGUUCUGCAAUUGAAGAGGUUGCAUCAACUGUUCACACAACUGAUCAACAGCAAUCGCAAAAACAUACGCAAGAUGAGACGGGACACGGGGACGGCUAUCAGCAGGCCGCCCGUGAACGUCAGGGAAUGGUUUCGUCAAGUUACGCCCGGCUGUCGGCCUCGGCCCCGGAUUCGUAUAAUCUUUAUGCGGAACCAGCCAAUCGGGCUGUUGAGUCGAGCGGCAUGACGAGUGUAAUUUCCGAGCCAUUCCCCGCCAAACGUCAAGUCAAGCUGAAAAAUCAGCACUCGUUUGCCGGUACUGGUGACGGUCUGUCGCGUACAGGUGAGCCCUCAACAUCCUACUGUUUGCGAGUGAGCUUUCGGGGCGGUACCGUCGGUUCCGGCGAUCGCUAUCAGCCCACCCAAGAGCAGGCCGACGGAGCUGAGGAAGAUACGUUCAACGCUGGCAAGGUGCGAAAUCUGAAGAUGAGCUUUGAAGCGAAAUCGAACGACCGUCGACAAGGACCGAAGAAGGUACGAUCGCUUCCAUCCUCUCCUGUUGCUGUGCACGUAUCGAUGGGUAGUCAAACGAAGCGAGCGUCUGUGCAACCGGCGUCCACCGUUAGCUCGUCCGCAACGUCCUCAGCAAUGUCACCUUCAUCAUUACUAUCUUCGCUGCCCGGGGCAGUGUCGGGACCGGUAGCAUCGAACAAAACCAUACACCCGAGCAUCACACCACCCGAGGAUGUUACGGUGCGUGAUCUGGUCGAUCGAUACGAGGUGCAAGGUCCUCGCACACGUACAACCGGCAGCAAUUCACUUUCCCGUACCCAGCGACCACGAUCGGUAUUCGAACCGCUCAAACAGAGCGGUGCCGGCAAACCGUUCACACCACCCGCUAGCUUACUGUCUCACUCCACCACGCAGUGGCGUCUCGACGACUCCAUGCGGCCACCGGUGCCUCCACUGGUACGUGGAUUAGUGAUACCGCAACACAGCGGGAGUGGUACAAGCACCGUAUCCUAUAAUAAUAACAGCAACAGCAACACGGGCACGAAUUGCAGCAAUUACCACGCGCAAUCGGGUCGCGUAUCCUCCGGCACCGUUAGUGUUGGUAAUGCCAGCAAGAAUAAUGCUAGAAACAAUAACACGCGAAUAAUGCUUCAGUCGGGCGGAUCGGGCGAAGGUGUCGUUGCUAUAGGUACGGUGGGAGGAAAAAGACCGCAGCAACAUGGUCGGACACAUCCGCUGGCUAAAAUAAGCCCAAGCGCCCGGCAUCACCACCAUCACCUGCAUGUGCAACACCAUCAUCAUCUGGUGCAUCAUCAGUAUAACAUUGGACAGUUGCAGCAACAUCGCCACAUCGGCACGGCACCGGGCCCGGGUGUAUCCGGUACAACAGGCCCAUCCGCCACUGUCGCCGCCAAUGCUUACAACACGAUGUGA
This is a messenger RNA of Anopheles marshallii, 5457 nucleotides long. RefSeq lists its product as uncharacterized. Gene Ontology annotation, cellular component: cytoplasm. Gene Ontology annotation, biological process: negative regulation of actin filament polymerization; protein dephosphorylation; actin cytoskeleton organization. The record is from RefSeq and is a predicted model, not a curated record. The transcript is spliced from 7 exons. Gene Ontology annotation, molecular function: protein tyrosine/serine/threonine phosphatase activity; actin binding. NCBI's taxonomy places the organism in Eukaryota, Metazoa, Arthropoda, Insecta, Diptera, Culicidae. The coding region runs from base 1 to 5457 and encodes 1818 amino acids.